GAACAGGUGAACUUCUACACGUACACCCAGUCAACUCCGCAACUGCAGGAAGAGCACGAGAACACGACUUUCACCGGGACCGUGACGAAGAUGGAAGAUUGCUUCAACUACCAGGCGGCUGUGAAUCUGACCAUGGAAUACGCUGCAGUCAUAUGCUGUGCAAAUAUGUCUGGGUCUGGAACAAAGCAACUUGUCAUGCUAAAUCUGGAUCAUGUAAAAAUCUGCGUUGCAUGAUUGCCAAAAGCUCCUGCUCACUUUUGACCUAAUAGAGAGGUAGUUUCUCAUGCAGGAUAGGCAUGGUAGAACUCUCACAGAAUCUGUCAUGCUAUGUCCUACACAUCAGACCUCAUGGGUCACGGAAAACCUGCAUGACAAGUCUGGCAUUCGUCCAGAGCCAGACAUUUUUGCAGUUGAUAAGUCAGUCCCAUCAACAAAAACCCGUGCUACAUCCACAACCCGUACGCGCCGGCGAGUGACAACGGGGGGCACUUGCACAUCGGGGGGCCUUAUGGAUUGUAAAAAUGUCUGGGUCUGGAAGGUUGAAACUUGUAAUGCUAGCUUUCCAUUAUACGUAGAAAAUCUGUAUUGCAUAACCAACAAAAGUCGCAGCCUCUUUUGUCAUGCAAAAACGCAGUUUCUCAUGCGGAUUGCCUAUGAGAAAGCGUUUUGGGAAGUUGUCAUGCCGGACUGCAUUCGGAAGUGUCUUCAUCAUGCACAUUUUAGCAUCACAAGUUUCCAGACCCAGACACUUUUGCAUUUCAUAUGCCUUUCGCCUGUCCGGUGUCAAUAACCCCCGGUGGGAACUGGUCCGAUCCGAACUCCUGGCCGAAUAAGUACGUGCCGGUGGAUAUCAAAUGCAAAAAUGUCUGGGUCUGGAAGAAUGCAAGAUUUGUCAUGCAUAUUUCUCAUGACCCAUGAUGCCCGUAAUGCAUGACCUAGCAUCGCAGACCUUUAGAGGGCUUCCUGGUGCACCUUCCGCAUGAGAAAAGCCCUGUCCGUGUAGCACAAACUGUGCCCCUCUUGCUGGUCAUGCAAUACAAAUCUUUUUAGAGUCCAAAAACAGCAUGACAGGUUGCAAUCUUUCAGACCCAGACAUUUUUGCAUUUGAUAGUGGACGGGGAAGAUGUGUACAUCGAGAAUUACAUGUCGAUUGUCUUGGACGUGAAUUCGACCGCGAAAUUGGGCAGGUUGUCUGUGCACGGGGAAUUGAUUUUUAGUGAUAAUGCGGAAAACGUGAAGAUCGUGGC
Molecule: messenger RNA, 1247 nt
Organism: Amoebophrya sp. A120
Lineage: Eukaryota; Dinophyceae; Syndiniales; Amoebophryaceae
Source: the annotation of a GenBank genome assembly